AGGCGGGCGCCUACUGCAAGUGCCGCUGUGUACGGAAUUUCCUGUGACUUCCGGCAGCUCCUACACUGUUGCCUGUAGUUCCGUUAUCUAUCCCCAACAGCCAGGCAGCAAUGGAAGACAGCAGCGGGUUCCGCCCGUCGACCGGUUACCUCGAUGACCCUCCCAACAGCCGGGUGUUCCUGGUGGUCAGCAAGUCGGUGACGGAGGAUAAGAUUCGGGAGAGGUUCUCCGUGUUCGGCGACAUCCAGGACAUCUGGGUGGUGAAGGAUAAAAAGACCAAGGAGUCCAAGGGCAUCGCCUUCGUCAAGUACGCCAAGUCCUCCCAGGCAUGCCGGGCCAUGGAGGAGAUGCACGGCCGCUGCCUCAGAGAGAGCACCAAGCCCAUCAAGGCAUUUAUUGCACAAUCGCGUGGCUCCUUAAAUCCCAGGGACGUGGAAGAUGAAGAGCUGACAAGGAUCUUUGUAAUGAUUCCAAAGUCUUACACAGAAGAAGAUAUCAACAACAAAUUUAAGGAAUAUGGGCAAAUAGAACACUGCUCAAUUAUUAAAAAUAAAACGACAGGCGAAAGUAAAGGAUUGGGAUACGUACGAUUCCUCAAACCUUCCUAUGCUGCUUUGGCAAUUGAAAACUGUGAACGAAGCUACAAGGCAAUCCUGGCAGAACCUAAAAACAAAGUUGCAGGGGCAGAGAUGUCUGAUCACCACAGUACCGCUCGCCAGCAAGAGGCGUUACUGCACGACCCCACUAUUGCUAUGUAUUCUUACAGUCAGUUUGAACAAUACGAUUAUCCCAUUUAUGACAAGGUUCCAGAGGCAAGAACCCAGGAGGCUGUGUCCAAGCGGCUCACGGUUAUGUCGCGGCUACCCCUGGUCCAGGAACAGCUGUUCGUUUUGUUUGACCUUAUUCCUGGACUUGAGCUGUGUGAGGUCCAACGGGAUCUGUACGCACAGUAUGCACAUGCAAUCGUUCAGUAUCAGAAUAUCGCCUCUGCAAUUUAUGCUAAAUGCAAGCUGCACGGCUUUGAGUACCCACCCGGAAACCGGCUUGGUGUCACUUACUUAAGUGACGGAGUUGAUGGCACAGACUUAAUCAGAAAAAUGGCCUCCCAGAUGGUGGCUGCCCAAGUGAAUUCCAUGGUGUGGGGUUCCCAAGGUGCACCGCAAUACCCAUCACCAGCAACUGCGGAGGACAGUGCCUCUCUGGCAGGGCAGAGACCCCCGUGGGAGUACCAGCUUGGAAAUGUUUUGAGUGAAUGGCUCUCUGCUGAAAGAACGGGGAGACCAGGUCGGCUCUCUUCUUAUUCUUCUGAGGCCUAUGAUCGAGCCUACGCCCCCCCUGCUGCUCCUCCUCCGAUUCAGACAGACGCUACCCUUCCAUCAUACAAACCGAAAGCACCCAGUGAUGCACAGUGCAAGGAAAGGUUGUUUGUGGUGUUCAAUCCUCACCCAUUACCCGUGGAAGUGGUGGAAGAUGUAUUCUGCCGGUUUGGGAACCUAAUAGAAGUUUACAUUGUAGCUGCGAAGAACGUUGGUUAUGUCAGAUAUGCAGAAGUGUCCAGUGCAAAUGAAGCAAUUUUUGCAUUACAUGGAAAGAUGGUGAACGGCGUGAAGCUGAAAGUGAUGCAAGCGGAAUCUCCAAGAGAUGAGUCCAAUAAGAGACAGAGAACCUACUGAGUUUCUAGUUUCAUAAACCGUUGGUUCCCAGCAUUAGUCAUGACUUAUACAAAUUAGUAUUUCAAAGUACGAUAACUUUACCUCUGGUGGGAUAAAAAAAACAGGAGAGGCACAAGAAGAAAGGGUAGAGGCUGAAUUUGGGAGUCAGAGAGCCUGACAUAUAAGCGUUGGGAUCACAGAGUCAUUAUAACAAUGUGGUGAAGGUGAAUUGAAAAGUGUUAACCAUGAUUUCUCCGGAUCGCACAAUAUGCUUGCAUUGGCUAUUCUGACCA
Pseudophryne corroboree (corroboree frog) is the source of this 1945-nucleotide messenger RNA. RefSeq names its product RNA binding motif protein 45 (gene RBM45). The transcript has 11 exons. Bases 111 to 1673 code for a protein of 520 amino acids. Lineage: Eukaryota; Metazoa; Chordata; Amphibia; Anura; Myobatrachidae. The record is from RefSeq and is a predicted model, not a curated record. Gene Ontology annotation, molecular function: RNA binding.